Molecule: messenger RNA, 1380 nt
Organism: Closterium sp. Naga37s-1
Lineage: Eukaryota; Viridiplantae; Streptophyta; Zygnematophyceae; Desmidiales; Closteriaceae
Source: the annotation of a GenBank genome assembly
AUGCAGUCCUACAUGAGGCAUGAAGGCACGGAGCAGCACCAGCAUCAGCAGCCGGAGACGCGAAGUAUCAGGCUUCACCAGCACGCGCGCCCGCAAGCCUUACAGGUGCAGCGGCGAUGUGCGCUUGACGCGCUAACGGCCCCCCGCGAAAGCUCCCUCAGCAUGAUUCCGCCCUCCCGCCCUGGACCGCAGGCGCGGAAACCGCACCUUUCCUUGAACGUCCCUUCCCCCUCGUCACUUCCGCGAAAUAUCUCCCCCUCCCGCCCGCCGCAAGCCCCCGCAACUUGUACCGCCGCGGCGUCUCACGGCAUCUACUCCCCCGGCCCCACCUCCGCUCCCGCGGGUCCUCCGCACCUUCCGCCUUCCGCCUCGCUUCUGCGCCGCGCAUCCGCGCCGACUCUUCCAGAGCCGCAGCAGACCAUCACGGCGGUGCUUACGAGCGCUUGCGCCGCCCGAGCUUCUCACAGCUGCGGAAUGCAAGGUGACGGGGCGACUCGUCCGCGGCAGGAGCAGCAGAGUGAGCAGCAGAAGGAGAAGGAACAGCGGAACGACCGCGUGAGACUCUGCGAGCAGCGGAAGGAGCACCGUGGGAGCGGAGAGACGCCUGCGCGUGACCCGCAGCCCCAGCAGGUGCUUCCUCUCACGACCGAUGAACAAUGGGAACGGAUCUUGGCGACGCGACGAGAAACGCGGCGCAGUGCUACUACUGGAAUUAGUAUGGAUAGUAACGAAGCUGGCCCUUUCAGAGUUAGGGAGACUGCUGCUGCAAUUGCGGGGAAGAGAACCCCGACGGCGCGAGUGCAACUACAGCGCUCUGGCGGCAGCUGUGACGUCUGGCGACUCGUCUCGUCGAUGGACGCGCGCGAAUGGGACUCCCCGCCGACGGGAACUCGCUCCGCGCGGGCGGACCGUGACGGCGCGCGGAUGGGGUGCGCUGCCGCUACCGGCACCGCCACGGGGAAGCGGUCGGCACGCCUGGCGAGGAGCGCCGGGAGCUGCGACAUGGCGCGGGUGGUGCAGAUGCUAGAGGACGAGAUGGAUCGCGAGGAGAGGGACCGGGAGGAGCGCGUCGCGCGAAAGGUUUGUGCUUCCGUCACGGGCACCGCCGCGGGGAAGCGGUCGGAGCGCCGCCUUGCUGCUGGUGGGGCAACACUGCGGGGGAGCGGCGGGAGCUGCGAUAUGGCGCGGCUGGUGCAGAUGCUGGAGGACGAUAUGGAUCGAGAGGAGCGCGACGCGCGGCGGAAUAGAAAUAUUACCACGAAUGAUAGCCACAAUUCCGACCGACGCGUGCACGAGGCGUGGGCCCCAGGGCUCUCCGCAGGUCUCUCCGCAGGUCUCUCCACACAGCUUUGUGGUUCCGCGCAAGGCUACCGCGACUGA